Dromiciops gliroides (monito del monte) is the source of this 4166-nucleotide messenger RNA. RefSeq names its product calcium/calmodulin dependent protein kinase II delta (gene CAMK2D). Bases 507 to 2048 code for a protein of 513 amino acids. Gene Ontology annotation, molecular function: ATP binding; calcium/calmodulin-dependent protein kinase activity; calmodulin binding. NCBI's taxonomy places the organism in Eukaryota, Metazoa, Chordata, Mammalia, Microbiotheria, Microbiotheriidae. Gene Ontology annotation, cellular component: cytoplasm; neuron projection. The transcript is spliced from 20 exons. Gene Ontology annotation, biological process: protein phosphorylation. The record is from RefSeq and is a predicted model, not a curated record.
CCCCGCCCCCUCCCCACUCCACUCCACCCCCUCUCCACCCUUGCACUCCCUCCCCUCCGCCUUUAUUCCCUCUCGUCCCCAGUUCAUAUCGUUUCGCAACUGCUCGCCUCCUGCCCCGUGGCUGGCUGAGUUUUUUCUCUCUCCCCCCACCCCAAUUUCUGGCACCUCUUCUAUAAUACUUUCCCCCCCUCCUCCAAUUGGGGAGUGGGGGUGGGAGAGAGGGAGGGUGGAGCGUCCAGAGCCAGAGAAGAAAUAGAAGGAAGAGGGAGCAGCAGGAUUAUUCGAUUGUGGAGAGGGGACCCCGCGCCACCCUUUCUUCCCCAUUACACCCUUCCUACCUUCCCUUCCCCUCCCCCCCAAGUCCCGAUCCAGCCACUUUCGGACAAGAAAAGUGAAGGAAGGCGGCUCGGGGGUGACAGCGACACGGGGGCCAGUCCCAGGCCAGCAGCGGCACCUCCCGUCCCGUCUCAUCCUCCUCCCUCCUCGACAGGAGCCAGCCCGGACCUAUGAUGGCUUCAACUACAACCUGCACCAGGUUCACGGACGAGUAUCAGCUUUUCGAGGAGCUUGGAAAGGGGGCAUUCUCAGUGGUGAGAAGAUGCAUGAAAAUCCCUACAGGACAAGAAUAUGCUGCCAAAAUUAUCAACACCAAAAAGCUUUCUGCUAGGGAUCACCAGAAACUGGAAAGGGAAGCUAGAAUCUGUCGUCUUUUGAAGCACCCUAAUAUUGUGCGACUCCAUGACAGCAUAUCUGAAGAAGGAUUCCAUUACUUAGUCUUUGAUUUAGUCACAGGCGGUGAGCUCUUUGAGGAUAUAGUGGCAAGAGAAUAUUACAGUGAAGCAGAUGCCAGUCAUUGUAUACAGCAGAUUCUAGAAAGCGUAAAUCAUUGUCACCUAAAUGGCAUAGUUCACAGGGACCUGAAGCCUGAGAACUUGCUUUUAGCUAGCAAAUCCAAGGGAGCAGCCGUGAAACUGGCAGACUUUGGCUUGGCCAUAGAAGUUCAAGGAGAUCAGCAGGCAUGGUUUGGCUUUGCCGGCACACCUGGAUACCUUUCCCCAGAGGUGUUACGAAAAGAUCCCUAUGGAAAGCCAGUGGAUAUGUGGGCAUGUGGUGUCAUUCUCUAUAUUCUCCUGGUGGGGUACCCUCCUUUCUGGGAUGAAGACCAACAUAGACUCUACCAGCAGAUCAAGGCUGGAGCGUAUGAUUUUCCAUCACCAGAGUGGGACACUGUGACUCCUGAAGCCAAAGACCUUAUCAAUAAAAUGCUUACUAUCAAUCCUGCCAAACGCAUUACUGCAUCUGAGGCACUGAAACAUCCAUGGAUCUGUCAACGUUCUACUGUCGCUUCUAUGAUGCACAGACAGGAAACUGUAGAUUGCUUGAAGAAAUUCAAUGCAAGAAGAAAGCUGAAGGGUGCCAUUCUCACAACUAUGCUGGCUACAAGAAAUUUUUCAGCAGCCAAGAGUUUGUUGAAGAAAGCAGAUGGAGUAAAGAUCAACAGCAAAACCAACGUGGUAACCAGCCCCAAAGAAAAUAUUCCUACCCCAGCGCUGGAGCCCCAAACUACCGUAAUCCACAACCCUGAUGGAAACAAGGAGUCCACUGAGAGUUCCAAUACAACCAUUGAAGAUGAAGAUGUAAAAGCUCGUAAGCAAGAGAUUAUCAAAGUCACUGAGCAACUUAUUGAAGCAAUCAACAAUGGGGACUUCGAAGCUUACACAAAGAUAUGUGACCCGGGUCUCACUGCUUUUGAACCAGAAGCUUUGGGUAAUUUAGUGGAAGGAAUGGACUUUCAUCGAUUCUACUUUGAAAAUGCUUUGUCCAAAAGCAAUAAGCCAAUCCACACCAUCAUUCUGAACCCUCACGUCCAUCUGGUAGGCGAUGAUGCUGCCUGCAUAGCAUACAUCAGGCUCACGCAGUAUAUGGAUGGCAGUGGGAUGCCAAAGACUAUGCAGUCAGAAGAGACCCGAGUCUGGCACCGCCGCGAUGGAAAGUGGCAAAAUGUUCAUUUUCACCGCUCGGGUUCACCAACAGUACCCAUCAACUAAAAAUCAACAGUGCCACUUCUGCAUUCUCUGUUUUCAAGGCACCUGGAUGGUAACCACCCGGGCGGGCCUGUCUUCCUCUUCAUGCAUGUUUCCAAAUGCAUGAAGCUGUGAUGGUCCUACCUGUACCAAUGCAUUUGUGAUGCAUCAUUUUGUCAUACUCUUCCAUCUCAAUGUUUUCAUUUGCACUCUAUCGAAGGGGAUGUUUUGUGCAAAUUAAAACCAAUGUCAGCAAACAAGGGGAGGGGUGGGGGGAGCAAGAGAAAACACCACAACCACAUGUUCUGAACAUAGUACAAGCAUCGUUUUUCUGUUUAUGCCAAGUUUUAACAGCCUUCAGAGCUAUCGGUCUUUAAAAAAUAGUUUAUAAAAGAAAUGUUCAUAAAAAAAAAGUCUAUGCCAUAUCUAUCUGUUUCAGUUUGUUUAAAAAAAAUCAAAGGCAAAAAAAAUCUCUUCAGUUUUCUGUUGUGGUCAUGGUUGAAAUGAAUGAUAUUUUUGUCAGUGGCUUUUGGAUUGAGACAACUAUGUGGACGAAAUCAGUGAUGAAUGUGGAAACAAAAAUGUGCUGGCUGGGUAUCAGCCUAAGCCAUUUUUUGUUCUUGAUCAAGCUGUGUAAACUGGAAAAACUCACAUCACUUACUGGCUUGAUCUCCCUACGAUACACUUCCUCUCUUCUGCUUAAUCAGCUGUGUCUGUUGCUUCUUCCUCAAGUCUGCACCCUCUGAUCUCUUUUCCUUUGGGCUGAGGAUUUGUAGUUAGUGAGAAAAAGUCUAAAGGCAACAUGAGGUGAAAAAAAUAGGGACUUAGGGAAAGAGGUAAAGCAGAGAGCUUUAGAGCACUUUCAGGGUGUACAGAAAUUUUAUUAGAGAAUUCUAGAUUUUUUUUAACAUUGGUUAUACUCUAGAUUGGGCUUAGAUGUUCUAAAUCUUUUAGAAAAAAAUAAUAUAUAUAUAAUAUAAUAUAUAUAUAUAGGCUUUUAAAAAGCUGAAGAUGAAAAGUUAUAAGCUCCUGUUUGAGUGACUCAAUUUCUUACUUAUCUGGAUAAUUAUCACAAUCAUACCAGGACCUCUAAGAGUUUAGCACAAUCACUGUGUGCACACACGGCUCCCUUAGUACCCCGCUGAGCAUGCUGAGUGGCGGGGACUCCACCUUCUCUAACAUCACUAGUUAUUUUUCUAUGACUACUGAGCUCUAGAAAAUAAGCAGGGAAAUGUUUUCCGUGUUGAUACACAUCUUACAGCCUGUUCCUUGCAAUUUGACCUUCUCCAUUGUAGUUUCUGAAAGCAGAGUUUUUCAGCCUAAAACAAAAACAAAAACAAAAAAAAUGGGGGGGGGGGAUUGGAAUGCAGUUGCCUGGAGGGUGGGGUCGAGGGUGGACUGGGCAGGGAGCAAAGUAUCAGUCUUCUUCUUUGCCCCUCCUCCUGCAGAGCUUUCUUCCUUUCCUGUCUAGUGCAUGCUAUCUCCACUGCCUUUUUUUUUUUUUAAGCAAUUCACAACCCUCUGCAACCUGUUUUUAAAACUGAAGAGGAAAACUUCCUGAUUUGUAUCAUUUCCCUUUUCUGUGUCGGUUGCUAAUCCAAGCAAUCUUUUAUGCCCUUAGAUGUUGUUACUAGUGGAUGUGUGGUAGAUGGAUUGAAGCUUUUCUGAUCAUUAUUACAUAACUUAAAAUGAUAUAUAUUUAAAAUACACAUAUAAAGUAAAUGUAUUGAGCCAUGUUAACCUGCCAAUGAGAUCUGUGAAAAAAAAAGUAACGGCCUCUUUUUUCCCUCUCUUAAAUUUCCAUCACUUUUUUUUUUUUUUUGUGAAACGGCUGUAAGUAGCAUCAGUGUAUUUUAAAACAUGUGUAGAGUGGUGGGUUUAUUUGUUUUGGGGUUUUUUUUUUUUUACACUUUAACAUAGCAUGUGGUGUUGAAAUGUUACUGUAGUUCAAGUUUAUCUUCCACACCAAGGUGUGAAGAAAUUGUGAUUCGUUCUCUCCACCACAAUCAAAUUAUAUAUGUAUCUCCUGUUAUUUUGAAACACUGCAAUUUACCAUGGGACACUGUAUAUAUUUCUUGCCAUAAUGGUAAAUGACUGAUUGAUAUAUUUAAGAAUUAAUAAAUUUGUGAUUUCUGCUGACAA